Messenger RNA from Labeo rohita (rohu), 4504 nucleotides. It is a transcript of the gene snpha, whose product is annotated as syntaphilin. The transcript is spliced from 5 exons. NCBI's taxonomy places the organism in Eukaryota, Metazoa, Chordata, Actinopteri, Cypriniformes, Cyprinidae. The record is from RefSeq and is a predicted model, not a curated record. Gene Ontology annotation, cellular component: cytoplasmic microtubule; mitochondrion. Bases 224 to 1858 code for a protein of 544 amino acids. Gene Ontology annotation, biological process: neuron differentiation.
CAGGUCUCAUCAGCAACAUCAGCAGCAGCAGCAGCAUCCGUCCAUCAACACACCCGGGCGAAAUGACGCGGCGCGCAUCACUGGCCCGCGCACAGGGCGCCGCCAGCAUCCACGAACAAACUUCACCGGGAUACUGCAAGGCGCCGUCGACGGAAGAGCGGAGGAUAGAUCUGUCCUGAAGAAUCCAUGUAAUUGUGCCGUUACAAGGUGUCAGUCCUCACCCAUGUCCCUCUCAGCAAACCGAAGGCCAUCUGCUGGUUCCCGCAGAAGGCCUGCUCCCCCAAGCAGCACUCGACACUCGCAUGGAGACUCGUCUGUCCGUAGCAGUUACUCAACAGCAUCCUGCAAGUGCACAGAGAGCAAUACUGUACCACGCUCCAACCCAGCCACACCACGACGGCAGGCAAAGUAUGCAACCUGUAGUGAGAAUCACGGGAUCCGUCCUCCAGCGCCUGAGCAGUAUCUCACCCCACUGCAGCAGAAAGAAGUGUGUAUUCGCCACUUACGAGCACGGCUAAAGGAAAAUGUGGAGAGGCUCCAGGAUCGAGACUCUGAGAUCGAGGAGUUGCGGAUGCAGCUGACUCGGAUGCAGGAGGAUUGGAUCGAGGAGGAAUGUCAUCGCAUAGAGGCCCAGCUGGCCCUAAAAGAGGCCCGGAAGGAGAUCCGGCAGCUUCAGCAUGCUGUGGAAACCGUUAGGACCAAUCUUGGGGCCCAUGAGGCAGAUCAACAGGACUGUAAGUCUGAGGGUCUAGGUGUCGGCAGGAUAGGCCCACGAUUUGGGGCAUCCAGGUCUUGCGGCUGCUCUCCAGCCCACACAAUGAGUCGCAGCGCCACCUUCACAAGGCUGAGCAGUGAUAUGUCACCUGGCGCUACAGAUCGCAACGGAAACGUACGCUCUGAUCGCUACAUUCCCGCCAAUAGAGGUGCGAUGACGUUACCAAGAGGCGAUGGACGUACUCAUCUACUUCUAGAAGCUGCGCUGCUGUCUGAGCAAGUCCCACACACAACGCUAUGCUCCACAUUAUCGCGAUCCUCCACCUGCGAGAGAUUGUGCAGUGGAGAGACGAUGUUGCCCGUUAGCCGAUCCUGCCAUGCUGUUAACAACAACUGCAGCUGUGCUCCGCAUACCUACCUCCCACACCACCAUUUGUUUUUGCACCUCCCACAGGAGGACGCACCACCUCCUCCUCCGCCUCCUCCACCACCACCAGCAGCGGCAACAGUGCCCUCUAGUGCAUCUGAGGUCAGUGACAGGCCAGGGUACCGUUCACAGGCUUGCAGCCCCACCAUAACCUGGAUUUCCGAAGAGGGUGGAGGUGAGGAAUUAAGCGUAAUCACUUCAGCAACUUGCGCGCCAGACGUCACUCUAGCAGAACCGCAGGUGUUUUCGCCAUCCUCUGCAACUACUUCUCCUGUUCAGAUGUCAUACGUCACAGAAACUUUGCCGCUAGACAGCACGGUUGAAUUUACGACAUCAACAACGACGCCAACAGUGUUGACGAAGCCACAGGUUCAACAACCUUGUCCUAGAGCGUCACCACCUCUCGAGCCACCGCCACAGGAAGCAGCGGUGGUAAAGGUCAGUGACGAAGAUGGAACUGGGGAGGAUGCAGAAUCAGCUCCCCCUCAGAGGAGCCACUGGAGCCGUUAUUUCCUGAUUGACCUCUUAGCAGUGGCCGUUCCUGUAGUUCCCACACUGGCGUGGUUUUGCCGGGGGUCACGGAAUGAAGGCAUGCCAGUGUACAACAUGGGCUCCCUGUUGCGCGGCUGCUGUGCUGUUGCGCUGCACUCUCUUAGACGGGUUGGCAGCGGCCGUGGCCGCGGUCCCUCGGGAACAGGAAGAGCGACUCCUAUCUAAUAAUUUUAGCAUUACCGUACCAUCAACUUUUAACUGGAUCUUGAGUGGACACUUUGUCCUUGAUCUCCCAGUAGGUAGUUUGUUUUUUGAACCAAGGAGGCCUAAAUCCGUCAGACCAGUCCUUGUUCGGGACAGAGGUCGAGGGAAUGUGGCCUGAAUUUGCACAGACACUCACAAGUUUCAAGGCUGUUGCUCAUUUCCACCAUUUGUUUUUCUUUUCCUUCUGGUUCUCUUAUCUGCUUCAUUUCCUCCCUUUCCUAACAGAGGCUCAGCAGGCAGUACACAGCCAAACGUAGCUACAAACAAACUGAGCAGAGAAGUCACAAUGUACAGAAGUUUAGGCCUUAAAAAGAAAUUUAUUAAUAAUAAACACCAUGAAAUAUCAUUCAUAGCAUUUCACAAUUGAGGCCACGUACCAGUCAAAAGUCUUUGAACAGUAACAUUUUUAAUGUUUUUUAAAAUAGUUUCUUCUACUCACCAAGCCUGCAUUUAUUUCAUCCGAAGCACAGCAAAAACAAUCCGGUACAAUUUUGAAAUAUUUUUACUAUUUAAAAUAACUGUUUUCUAUUUGAAUAUAUUUUAAAAUACAAUUUAUUCCUGUGAUUUUAAAGCUGAAUUUUUAGAAUCAUUACUCCAGUCACAUGAUCCUUCAGAAAUCAUUCUAAUAUUAUGAUUCACUGCUUAGCAAUUAUUUUUAUUAUUCAUGUUAAAAACAGCUGAGUAGGUGAAUAGAAAUUUCAGAAGAACAGCAUUUAUCUUAAAUGGAAAUCUUUUGUAACACUAUACAUGUAUAAUUCCAGAUGUCAAAUGUAACAUGUCUAAAUAAAAGUAUUAAUUUCUAUAAUUUUUCUAUACAUUUCUUUCCCCCUAAAAUUAUUCAGACUCCAAGCUUUUAUAUUUUAUAGUGCAGGGGUGGGGAACGUUGAUCCUCGAGGGCCGGCGUCCCUGCAGAGUUUAGCUCUGACCCUAAUCAAACAAACAGGUUGGUAUUGUUUUGGGGGGGGGUUGAAACUAAACUCUGCAGGGACGCCGGCCCUCCAGGAUCUAGGUUCCCCACCCCUGGUAUAGUGUAUAAUGUUACAGAAGCUUUUUAUUUCAGAUAAAUGCUUCAUCUUUAUAUUCAUCAAAGAAUCCUGAAAAAUUUAAUCAACUGUUUUAAAUUAUUAUUGACAUUAUUAUUAAUAAAAAAUGUUUCUUGAACAGCAAAUCAGCAUAUUAGAAUGAUUUCUGAAGGACACUGAGGACUGGAGUAAUGAUGCUGAAAAUGUAGUUUUGAUCACAGGAAUAAAUUACAUUUUAAAAUCUAUUCAGAUAGAAAGCAGUUAUUUUAAACAGUAAAAAUAUUUCACAAUAUUACAGCUUUUGUUGUAUUUUAAAACAAAUAAAUGCAGGCUUGGUGAGAAUUCUUUGAAAAAAUAUUAAAAAACUUCACAGUUAAAAAACUUUUGGCAGGUAGUGUAACUUUAGGUAGGUUACAUAGACAUUGUUGCAAAUUGUUUUUAAUGAGAAGAGGACAUUUCUGGUCAAUAGCGCAAACAAAUUAGCGGGGCUCAGCUUUCAGAUUUUAAACUUUUACAUACCUGUUUCUAAACAACCAUUGUGCCAGUCCAUCUCAUUUCAUAGAAACAUAGCUUUUCACAAUAUAGACCAAAAAAACAUUUGUUUAAAAGGGAAGAACAAUAUUAAACAUUAGCUGCACAAGAAGCAAUAGGCAUCCAGCAGCUUUGCUGUUUGGAUUUCUUAAAAACAUGCUUCAGUCAUUAGUACAUGCAGUAACAGAAUUAAAACAUUAAAAAUGUCUUCACUAAUGUGGAGUGUUUUAUGAAUCGCUAUUCUGAUGUCAUUCUAGUCUUUUCUACUGAAGUUGUUACUUUUAUCAUUUACACACACGUGUAUUCUUAAUGUGAGCAAACAGAAAUGGCUUUCCUGUGCUUUAUUUGCAUAAUAUUUAUGAAAUUCUUUGAAUUGUAGAUAAAAAUGCCAGAUUUCAUUGAUGAAGAAAUGUAAGGUGAUGAUAUAAAAUGACUUUAUUAGUCUGUCCUUUGGGUGGUAGAUUUUUCUGUUCUGUUUCUUUAAACUCACAGUCUCAGGUGGAACUCAGGUGUAUAGUACUAGAGAGGACUUAAACUUAGCCGAAACCCAUUUCAAAACAUUCAUUUGUUAGAAAAACAAAGGAUUAUAUAUAUAUAUAUAUAUAUAUAUAGUAGAAUAAUAGUUGUGAAAUGUUUUGUCAUAUUAGGCUUGUUUUUAAUUAACACCACAAAACAAGGGUCUUUAACUGUUGCAUGCAGCCAGAUUUCAGUAAAUUCUAUCAGUGGAAAAUACUUGCAAUUAAUAAAUGCAUUUGUGAAGUAAAUUCUUCUGUUUCUCUGAAGUAGCACAACAGAAAAAAAAUCUGAAUAAUCAUGGAGCUCCAGUAGAUUAUUUUAAGGGCUUAGAAUGCAUGUUAGCACAACAAUUCCUUGUAGUUAAUUAUCAGUGAACUUAGAUUCUGUUGCAAAUAUACAUUUGCAUAAACUCAUGCUGAUUUGAAGAGCUUCCCUGCAAAAUAUGACUGUGUAUGUAGACAGAGCCCAUCAACAAUCAACUCUAAUUGUAAAUUUGGAUUGUUUGAUUCAGUCACCCCUCGAAAAUAAAAGUGUUUCA